UCGACUAUCACACGUACUCCUCAUCUCCUUCCCAACUUCUCAAAACCCAUCGCAUGCAAACAAACUCACCGUUUCAAACACCGCCAAAAUAUUUCUAUCUCUCAAAAUUAACCUUCUUUUUUAUCCUAAUUUCGUCCAACCCAAUAUGGUAUUUAUGUAAAUUCUUCAAAAUUUAUGACCAGUUCCUAACCAAGCUUCUUUCCCCUCCUCUAGAAACCGACAUCAAAACAUUCCGAUACGCUCCAAAACCCUCCAGCACAAUCUGUUUUUUUUCUCUGAAAUUUUCUCGAACUUUCUCUUUAGUUACUAUAAGUUCUAAGAUUCAGUAGCGAAACCCAAUUCAGAUAUUUUCCAUUCAAGCCGUAAACUAUCAAAAAACAAUCUCUGCGAUAUUUGUUCUUUCUUUCCCGAUAUUUCUUCUGAUUUCUGUCUUUGAUUUUUGAGCCAAUAAAAGCCACUUCAAUGGCGGCCAAGACUGAAGGCAAGGCUAUAGGAAUCGACCUCGGCACGACCUAUAGCUGUGUAGGCGUUUGGCAAAACGACCGCGUUGAGAUCAUCGCCAAUGACCAAGGCAACCGAACAACCCCUUCCUACGUCGCCUUCACCGACACCGAGCGGUUGAUCGGCGAUGCAGCGAAGAAUCAGGUGGCGAUGAACCCACAGAACACGGUGUUCGACGCCAAGCGUCUGAUUGGUCGGCGAUUCUCUGAUCCCUCAGUCCAGAGCGACAUGAAGCUCUGGCCCUUCAAGGUCAUUCCCGGACCGGGAGACAAGCCGAUGAUCGUCGUCAACUACAAAGGCGAAGAGAAGCAAUUCUCGGCCGAAGAGAUUUCGUCCAUGGUGUUGAUAAAGAUGAGAGAAGUCGCCGAGGCCUUUUUGGGCUACUCAGUGAACAACGCCGUGAUCACUGUCCCUGCUUAUUUCAACGAUUCGCAGAGACAGGCCACGAAGGACGCCGGAGCAAUUUCUGGGCUCAACGUGAUGAGGAUCAUCAACGAGCCCACAGCUGCGGCUAUUGCCUAUGGAUUGGACAAGAAGGCUUCGAGAAAAGGCGAGCAACACGUGCUGAUCUUCGAUCUCGGCGGUGGAACCUUCGAUGUUUCACUGUUGACGAUUGAAGAGGGGAUUUUCGAGGUCAAAGCGACGGCCGGCGAUACACAUCUCGGCGGUGAGGAUUUCGAUAAUCGGAUGGUUAACCAUUUUGUUGCAGAGUUUAGGAGGAAGCACAAGAAGGAUAUCAGCGGGAAUGCCAGAGCGCUGAGAAGGUUGAGGACGGCUUGCGAGCGGGCCAAGAGGACCCUCUCUUCGACCACACAGACUACAAUAGAGAUCGAUUCUCUGUAUGAAGGAAUCGAUUUCUAUGCGACGAUUACCAGAGCCAGGUUCGAGGAAUUGAACAUGGAUUUGUUCAGGAAAUGUAUGGAACCGGUGGAAAAGUGUUUGAGAGACGCGAAAAUCGACAAGAGCCAAGUUCAUGAGGUGGUUCUCGUCGGUGGGUCUACAAGGAUUCCAAAAGUUCAGCAUCUUUUGCAGGACUUCUUCAAUGGUAAAGAGCUCUGCAAGAGUAUCAACCCCGACGAAGCCGUGGCCUAUGGAGCUGCAGUUCAGGCAGCGAUUCUGAGCGGAGAAGGGAACGAGAAGGUGCAGGACCUGUUGUUGCUCGAUGUCACGCCGCUCAGUCUUGGGCUCGAAACUGCGGGCGGUGUCAUGACGGUUCUGAUUCCGAGGAACACCACGAUUCCGACCAAGAAGGAGCAGAUUUUCUCCACCUAUUCCGAUAACCAGCCCGGCGUUCUAAUCCAAGUCUAUGAAGGAGAACGAGCUCGAACCAAGGACAACAAUCUCCUCGGAAAAUUCGAGCUUGCUGGCAUUCCUCCGGCACCCAGAGGAGUACCCCAAAUCAGCGUGUGCUUCGACAUCGACGCCAAUGGUAUUCUGAACGUGACCGCGGAGGACAAGACAGCCGGAGUGAAGAACAAGAUCACCAUCACCAACGAUAAAGGAAGGCUGAGCAAGGAAGAGAUAGAGAAGAUGGUGAAAGAUGCAGAGAAGUACAAGGCCGAGGACGAGGAGGUGAAGAAGAAAGUGGACGCCAAGAAUGUGCUGGAGAACUACGCUUACAACAUGAGGAACACGGUGAAGGACGAGAAGUUCGCCGGGAAACUGAGCCCGGAGGACAAGCAGAAGAUCGAGAAGGCGGUGGACGAGGCUAUCGAGUGGUUGGACAGGAACCAGUUGGCGGAGGUUGACGAGCUGGAGGACAAACUUAAGGAGUUGGAGGGAAUCUGCAAUCCCAUAAUUGCGAAAAUGUAUCAGGGCGGUGGCGGAGACAUGCCCAUGGGAGGUGACAUGCCCGCCGGCGGUGGCUAUGGUGGUGGGUCCACCGGGUCUUCUGGACCGGGCCCCAAGAUUGAAGAAGUUGAUUAAGGGGUUAGACCUUGUGGGCGGUUGGGUUUCGGCUUUUUGAGAUGCCGUGGAUCAUGUUUUGGGUUCAAAGUCAUGUGAAGAAGAAAGUUGCUUUUGUUCACGUCGUUCUUUUUUCUUUUUUUUUUUUUUUUUUUGUGUGUUAAUGUAAAUGGACAAGGUUAGGACUUAAAGAAGACAUGCAAUGAAAAAUGCAAAACAUGGUUUUGAAGUGAAGAAAGUUUACUUCUUUC
This is a messenger RNA of Ziziphus jujuba (common jujube), 2657 nucleotides long. RefSeq names its product heat shock 70 kDa protein. Gene Ontology annotation, cellular component: cytoplasm. Bases 463 to 2427 code for a protein of 654 amino acids. Gene Ontology annotation, molecular function: ATP binding; misfolded protein binding; ATP hydrolysis activity. The record is from RefSeq and is a predicted model, not a curated record. Gene Ontology annotation, biological process: protein refolding; cellular response to unfolded protein. The transcript has a single exon. NCBI's taxonomy places the organism in Eukaryota, Viridiplantae, Streptophyta, Magnoliopsida, Rosales, Rhamnaceae.